CACAUCACACGCGGCCCGGCGGUGACGCGAACCGAACGCCGCCGUUCUUUUGAAUUUCAAAUAUCGAAUCUCAAAUUUCUAAUUUUUUUUUUUUAAUUCUGUGCCGGUGUUGCUUGAAGACAAAAUGAAGAUCGUACUACUUUUUGCUGUAAUUCUGUGCGCGUACGCAGCCGAGGAGGUUGAGAAGAAGAAUGAAAUGACUGACUUGGAGCAGAUGGAGUCACAAGACAAGAGACAAACGCAAGAGGGCAGUCAGGACCAAUACAGAUCGGGAAGAAAACAGGAACAAGUUGCACCAGUACAAGAAAAUCCUGAGGAAGAUAAAUCCAGUGGAAGUGGCCAAACCGAAGAAUACCGUCCUGGGCAAGUGUUCUCACUGAACGCGCAAGAACUGCUGGAACUGCAGCCGGAGAGAAAAGCACCGCUAGCCAACAAUCAGCAGCUGCAGCAACUGCAACAGCUUUACAACCCACAGCAGGAACACCAACAGAAUUUACAGCAAAGUUUACAGCAAAGUUUGCAGCAGAACUUACAGCAAGGCUUACAACAGAACAUACAGCCUUUCUACUACUUGGACCCCCAACUGGCUGGGCAGGUGUCUCUUCAACCAUCUCAUACCGUCAUCGCUCGUCCACACUACACAUCCAAUGGAGGUGAAGCCUCAGUAGGCGCCGCGCUAUCAGUGAGCGACAGCGGCAGCGCUACCGCCCAUCCCUUCGACCAAGAACUCCUGGCGCUGUUCAGCCAGGCACGGCAAGAAGACGACAGACAGCAAAUAUAUACACAGCAAAUCCUGCCUCAAGCACUCGGUCAACAGUACCAACAAGUGGAAAGGUACGUAACAAAGCCAAGUAAGAAACCGACUAAACUGCGCCCGAAGAUCCAAGUGGUACCAACGCAAGCGUCGACAGCCCCUCAGCAAUAUCUUAUUGAAACAACCAAUGUACAAUCUCAAGCGCCUGCGCUUCAAUAUCGCCCCAUACAGUCACAGCGUACUGGGCAAACCCUUCGCUACAUUCCCUUGCAAGUCGCCCAGCAAGCCAUAUCUCAACCUUUGUAUGAACGUCCCGAAUCUCAAGGUUUGAAAAUCGUCCCAGCUCCAAAUCUACAAAACCUACAGCCACAAACUCAAGGUAACUACGUCUUCGUACCUCAGUACCAACAACCAGAACCAGCUCAACAAAAGCAAUACAAAUUCGUCGACACACAGAGACAGACAAUUCAAAAUGUUAGACAAGAACAACCGAGAAUCGCAGUCGAAAGGCCAUUGGCGUACUUAAAGCGAUUCCCUGAACCCGAAAAGACACGAACAGUUAAAAUUUAUAACCAAUCCGGUCUUGAAGGUCUAUCAGCCGUUCCUCAAGCUGGUCAAAAUGAACAAUACUAUAUCAGACCUUUAUACAGACAAAACGAGCAAAGACCUAGAUACGAUUUAUCAGCACUGGCUUUAAGAUCAUUUGAACAAGCACGAGCUGCUGAAUCUACUAAAUCUCCUUUAUCAACAAUUUACGUUCACAAGAACACAGCUCCUAAGAAAGUGUCGAGACCUUCAGUAAGAAUAGAAUCUCAAAGAGAACAAUCAGCUAGCUCUGAAUAUCCUAUCGAGCAAGGAAGAGCUUUAGAAUACCAACGUCCUCAGUUGCCACCACCUAAGAAUAACAAGGCUUAUACUCCUGAAGAGUUCCAGGCUUUGGUAGCUGCAGGUUACUCUGUGACUCCUAUACCAGUUGGGACGGUUGGUGAACAACCAGCGCAGUCCCGGUCUUCAGUAGAAGCGAUACAGAUUCCCCAACGACGUGUUUACACUAAACGUAAUCAAUACUUGCCUUUAAGAUCUGAUGAAGCGCCUUAAAUUUUAUAACGACUAUGUACAGAAUUUUAGAAUUAACUCUAGAUAAUAAAAUAUUUUGUAAUUUA
This is a messenger RNA of Papilio xuthus (Asian swallowtail), 1917 nucleotides long. The record is from RefSeq and is a predicted model, not a curated record. NCBI's taxonomy places the organism in Eukaryota, Metazoa, Arthropoda, Insecta, Lepidoptera, Papilionidae.